Exophiala viscosa is the source of this 1168-nucleotide messenger RNA. Its product is annotated as 40S ribosomal protein S1. The coding region runs from base 1 to 774 and encodes 257 amino acids. The transcript is spliced from 3 exons. The record is from RefSeq and is a predicted model, not a curated record. Lineage: Eukaryota; Fungi; Ascomycota; Eurotiomycetes; Chaetothyriales; Herpotrichiellaceae. Gene Ontology annotation, cellular component: ribosome; cytosol. Gene Ontology annotation, biological process: translation. Gene Ontology annotation, molecular function: structural constituent of ribosome.
AUGGCUGUCGGAAAGAACAAGAGACUUUCAAAAUCGAAGAAGGGUCUCAAGAAGAGAACCCAGGACCCUUUUACCCGAAAAGACUGGUACUCCCUUAAGGCACCAUCAACUUUCAACACCCGAGAUGUCGGCAAGACCCUCGUCAACCGAACGACCGGUUUGAAGUCCGCCAACGAUGCCCUCAAGGGUCGCAUUUUCGAAGUCAGUCUCGCAGAUCUGCAAAACGAUGAAGACCACGCCUUCCGCAAGGUCAAGCUCCGAGUCGACGAGGUCCAGGGCAAGAACUGUCUGACCAACUUCCACGGUCUCGACUUCACCUCAGACAAGCUCCGAUCCCUGGUGCGCAAGUGGCAAACCCUCAUCGAGGCCAACGUCACUGUCAAGACCACCGACGACUACCUCAUCCGCCUGUUCGCCAUUGCCUUCACCAAGCGACGACCCAACCAGAUCAAGAAGACCACCUACGCUGCCUCGUCACAAAUCCGCGCCAUCCGCAAGAAGAUGACCGAGAUCAUCCAGCGUGAGGCCACCUCCGUCACCCUCGCCCAAUUGACCGGCAAGCUCAUCCCCGAGGUCAUCGGUCGUGAGAUCGAGAAGAGCACCCAGGGUAUCUACCCUCUCCAGAAUGUCCACAUCCGCAAGGUCAAGCUGCUCAAGGCUCCCAAGUUCGACCUUGGUGCCCUGCUCGGUCUGCACGGUGAGAGCACGCAAGAUGAUGCUGGUCAGAAGGUGGAGAGAGAGUUCAAGGAGCCUGCUCCUCUGGAGAGCGUGUAAAUGGGGGAUGUGUCAUGAUACGAUGGGUGUGAGGAGAAAAUCUUUCUGGGAUACCAGAACUCGCAGACUUCGGGACCAUGCUAGCAUCUAGCUGCUGGUCACGUCGUGGCGGUCUUGCGCAAUAGAGGCAGAUUGAUAGCGCAGUCGUCUUUUGCCUAGGGGUUUCAUGGUGCUUGUCAUGGCCUUGUGGCGCAUUGCAUUGCAAUAUUGCAAGAGGAUGUGAUGUGCUUAUGGUAGAAAUAGCCCCGGCAUAGCAUUUUUGCAAAAACAAAUUCAUUGAAACUUGAAAACGUUACCCUUUUUCCUUACCGACGUUCUUGUUCUAUUCGGGGAAAAAAGUGCCUGGCGAAGGACAGCCUCGUAAGAGGAUCGCCUAUAUUGUCCAUCUAGCACG